GCCUGGACUUAGACUAAAAGAAGCAGCAGGGCAAGAUCCCCAAUGAGGAGUUACACCAGGCGCUGGAGAAGUUUGAGGACUCCAAGGAGGUAGAAGAAAUCAGCAUGCACAACCACCUGGAGACCAACAUUGAGCAGCCCAUCCGGACUCCUAGCAGGAGCAUGCCGCCCCUAGAACAGCCAAGCUGCAAGGUGCUGUACGACUUCCAGCCUGAGAACGAUGGGGAGCUGGGCUUCCAUGAAGGCGAUGUCUUCACGCUGAUCAACCAGAUCAACGAGAAGUGGUACCAGGGCAUGCUGGACGGCCAGUUGGGCUUCUUCCUGCUCAGCUACUUGGAUGUGCUUGUGCCUCUGCCCAGUGACUCACUGGUGCCCCCACCCCUCCCCUCCAUCCACAUUGGGUGGCACCCCCUUCCAAGUCUCCUGCCUUCCAUGGGCUCCUGCUGCCAAGGCAGUGUCCAAGCCUGCCGGUGCCACCCAGGCCCAGGCCCUUGAGGUACUCCCUCAGCAGGGAGCCACACUUGGGUGGGAAGCUUAUCUGGGUGGGUGGGGAUGCUUGUUUACACUAGCGCUGACCCCCAAUGGUGACGGCUCCCUUCCCCACUCCAUGGCACCGGCCUCUUCCCCCCUCCCCAACUCCUCACCCAGCUGGCCCAGGCGGGGCAACACUAAGUGCUCUGAGAAACACUAAUGUUCCUCCAGGGCAGCCCCCACCUCUGUCCUGACCCCACGGGGGCCCAGCCCACAGCCUACCCUCGAGUUCCACGGCCUUAACAGGCUUGGAUCGAGUGUCCCUGUGGGGUGGCUCAGAGACAGGACCCUGGUUUUAAACCCCCCCACAAGCUUGCUGCUGGUGAUGAACCCUAGCCCCACUCCAGGGCCACGGUACCCCAGCCUCACACAUGCACUCCUUCUCCCCAAGGCCAGGGCAGAGGGCCUCACUGUUUCCUUGGCCUGCUGUCAGCUUGCAGCCAGGAGACAGAGGCCAGCUGGGAUCUGCCCCACCUUCCCCCCACACUGACCCCCCUAGCCAGGACAGAGAACAUGGCCUCCUGUAGGGCCCUGCCUCCCAAGCUUUACCCUCACAAAGCCAAGUGCAUUUUCAGCUUUUUAACUGCCCCCAGCCAGGCCCACGGAAGCCUGUGUCACUCUGACACAAGCUGCCACCACCAGCCACCUACACACACCCCCAGCACACCUCGCACGGGACUGCAGCCCCAGCCGUACUGCUAAGGGCCAAGCACAAAGGCUCCAGUGAGCAAAUGUUCAAGCCCUUGGUAGCCAGGCCUCCCCUUGCCGAGCCGCAGCCACCCCACCCUGUUGGAAGUGGCCCCAGCCAUCUCCUCUAGACCAUGGCAGGCAGCCCCGGGGUCCCCAGACCCCUGCCCAGGCCAGCAUGUCUGCAGCCCCGACAUCUGCUUCCUCUGUCACCCAAUCCAAAAUCGACCAAAUGGAGGGUCCUCUGGGCUGGGCCACAUUCACAUUCCCCUCCCGCUGAGGCCCAGCGAAGCCUCCGGACCCCAGGCUCUACUCUGCACCCUCACUGUCAGCAGUACAUGAAGGGCACAGACACCCUGGCAGAGAUGAGCACACAGCCUUGGGCAUGGUUCAGGGCAAACUGAAAUGUAUGCCUGAAUUUUGUAAACAGAAGUAUUAAAGGUCUGUCUACAAAAAAAAAAAAAAAAAAAAUCAUGAACACUAAAUGCAGUCCAAUGUUUGAUUGGAUUCUGAAUUUUUUAAGCCAUGUUAUGAUUGGGACAAUUGUGAAAAUGUGUAUAUAGAAUGCAUAGCAGGCAAUGAUAAUAUUAAGUUCCAUUGGGUGAUGAGAGUCUUCUGGUUAUGGAGGAGAAUGCCUUGGUUCUUAGGAGCUGCACACUGAAGUCUUUAAUGGUGAAGGGUCAUUAUGUCUGCAACUGACUCUCAAAUGGUUUGUCCAGAAAAUGUAUAGACAUACACACAUGGAAAGGAAAUGUGGCAAAGUAUUAGCUACUGUUGAUUCCAGAUGAAAGUUAUACAGGUGUUCAUUAUACCAUUUGAAAAUGCUUCCUAGCCAUCCUAAGCCUUAAAGGAAAAAAGGAAAAUGUUUAAAAUGAAAAGUUGGGGGCAGGAAAAGAAUAACAAAACCUUUGGGCUCAUGCCUGUAAUCCCAGCACUUUGGGAGGCCAAGGAGAGGGGGUUGCUUGAGCUCAGGAGUUUGAGACCAGCCUGGGCAACAUGGUGAAACCCCAUCUCUACAAAAAAUACAAAAAUGAGCCAGGUGUGGUGGCACACACCUGUAGUUCUAGCUACUCAGGAGGCUGAGGUGGGAGGAUCACUUGAGCCCAGGAGACAGAGGCUGCAGUGAGCCGAGAUUGCACCACUGCAUUCAGCCUGCGUAACAGAGUGAGACUCAGCCUCAAAACAAAAGAAACAUCUUUGUGUCAGAGUUAAGGUUGCUAUAUAAGUAAAAUGCUAGGUUAUGGUUCUGGGUACAUUCAAUCUAUAUGAAGAUCAGAGGCUUCUAUUGGACCCAAAGGAAUACUAGUCACUUGUGAUUAUUCCUCUAUAGGUUCGAAAGAUGUAUCAGGCCAACUUAUUGGAUGCAGUUUUAAUCUAAAACUCUAUACAUUGUACCCCCAACUCACAGACUUCAUGUAUCCAUUGAAUACUCUUCUGUUUCCACAGUCUUAAUGUGGCCCUAACAAAGUUAUCCUUUUAGAGGACUCAGAAAAGGCCCCCCUACAACUUCUGUAAUGUAAAAUUAUGGUAGUUAACAUUUAUUGAUCACUCACUGUGUGCCAGACAUUUUUCAGGUAGGGAUUCAUUUAAUCCUCAAAACUCAUUCGAGGUAGGUACUAUUAUAAUGACAAGGCCAAGGAACAGAGAUUAAGCAAUUUGCCCAAAUUUACAUUAUUCACAGAGCUUGGAUUUAAGCCUAGUCUGGCUGUGGAAUCUGUAUUCUUAAUGACCAUGAUAUACUGCUUAAGAUUAACCUUGAUAAUUUAUUCCAGUUACAGAGAUUGUUUUUAUUUCUCUGAAACUGCCCCCAAGAAGCCAUAACAAUAAAUUAAUCAAUUAUCUUGGUUAUCUCUUUUGCCCAAAUUUAUAUUUUGAAAAAAAUUCAAACAUGCCAGAAAGAUGAAAGAAUACUACAGAAUCCAGUCAAAGAUCAGGCACUGCAUGUCAUGUCUUCAUUUCCUUUAAUCUAAAACAUGCCUCUACUUUUUUUGAUCUUUCAUGACACUGGCAUUUUUUAAGAGUCAAAGAUAGUUGUCUUGUAAGUUGUCCCACAAUCCGGAUUUCUCUGUUUCUACAUGAGAUUCAAGUUAAGCAUCUUUGGGAAGAAUACUGCAUAGGUGACGUAUCUUUCCUGCCUCGUGACCCCAGGUGGCUCAUAAUGCUAAGUUUGAUCACUUGUUUAAGGUGAUCUUCCAGAUCUCUCCACUGUAGUUAUUUUGCUGGGUGUGGUGGCUCACACUUGUAAUCCCAGCACUUUGGAAGGCCGAGAUGGGCAAAUCGCUUGAGUCCAGUUUUAGACCAGCCUGAACAGCAAGGUGAAACCCUGUCUCUACUAAAAAUAACAAAAAUAAAAAAUUAAAAUUAGCUGGGGUGGUGGUGCAAGCCUAUAGUCCCAUCUACCUGGGGGGCUGAAUUUGGAGGGUCACUUGAGCCCAGGGGUGUCGAGGCUGCAGUUAGCUAUGAUUUUGCCACUGUACUUCAGCCUAGGUGACAAGAGUGAGACCUUGCCUCAUAAAAAAAUAAAAAAUAACUUUUCCCUUUGGUAAUUAAUAAAUCUGUGGGGUGGUACUUUGAGAUCAGUGAAGAUCCUGUUCUCAAAUGUCCUUUCACCCAACUGUCCAAUGAUAAUCUUUGUCUGAAUCAAUUUUUAUUACAUUGGUGAUUGCAAAGUGACACUUUUUAAAAAUCUGUCAUUCCUUCUACAUUUAUUAGCUAGCAUUAUUUCAUUAAAGAACAACUCCCCCUCUUUCAAAAUAUCAUUCUUCAUGGAUUUUUUAUAUAUUAUGUUGCAGCUUAUUGUUAUUUUUUGAAUGCUCAAAUUGUCCAGAUUUGGCCAAUGCAAUCUCCGUUAUUUUUUUUAACCCCACAAUCCAGGUUAAACUGAGCUAUUUUUAAUGCCCAGAGUAAUUUAUAAUAUUUCCCACUCCCAACAGGAAUUGAGAAAGGGCCUCCAGAAGUUGGGGGCUUAUUCGGACUCUUCUUAGAAGUCUACCUUCUUCCUGUGUACUUUCAGCCCAAAGUGAGAUUUUUGAGUCGGGAAGAGAUACCUCUGCAUUAAACUACUGAUCAGUGUCACCCAAUUCUAAUCCCAACCACCUUUAUUCUAGGCAUACCAUACUCACUGCCAUGCUUACCCUUCGGUUGGGUACCUGUGUCCUCCUUCCCAUUGGCCUUCUGGUUCCUACCCAACUGUCCAGUCCACAGGCCUCAGUAACACCUUUUUGCCCAGUCCUGUGGUAGCAUUGGCUGCCUCCUUUACCUACUCAAGUAACUGCUUUACCACUAAUUUAUUGUUUUGUGUU
Molecule: messenger RNA, 4519 nt
Organism: Pongo pygmaeus (Bornean orangutan)
Lineage: Eukaryota; Metazoa; Chordata; Mammalia; Primates; Hominidae
Product: endophilin-A2-like
Exons: 2
Coding region: 105-494 (129 amino acids)
Biological process (GO): synaptic vesicle uncoating
Cellular component (GO): glutamatergic synapse; cytoplasm; presynapse
Molecular function (GO): protein binding
Source: RefSeq, a predicted model, not a curated record